ACUCCGAUUUUUAAAACAUAACCGUCGAAUCGAAUUUUAUCACAACCCACGAUUCCGAUUACAGAGCUUCCAUAUCCAGCAACUGUCUCUAAGAAGCCAUGAUGGCGGCAGGAUUGGGAAAUCGGAUAGUAGCCAUGUUAAAGGUGCUAGAGCUGCUCGUGUUCAGCGUGGGAAGAUGCUUCGAGAGCAGAAAAGGGCUGCUGUUUUGAAGGAGAAGAGAGCAUCAGGAGGAUUAAACAGUGCUCCUCGUGUUAUCGUCUUGUUUCCCCUCUCGGCUUCUGUUGAAUUGAAUUCACUUGGUGAAGAUGUCUUAAAGUUACUAGCUUCUGAUGGUUCUGGUAUUGAUUCUUCAACGGUUGCAUCUUCCGAGUAUAAGCUAAGAGCAACUGUGUUAAAGGCGCCUCAUGGGGAUCUUUUGACAUGUAUGGAAAUGGCCAAGGUUGCUGAUUUGAUGGCUUUUGUUGCAUCUGCAAGCUCUCCAUGGGAAGAGAAUAAAUCUAACUUCAUAGAUUCUUUCGGAAGUCAGUGUCUUUCUGUGCUUAGAUCAAUUGGUCUACCAAGUACCACUGUGUUGAUCCGUGAUUUACCCAGUGAUUUGAAAAAGAAAAAUGAGAUGAAAAAGAUGUGUGCCUCUCAAAUUGCUUCUGAAUUCCCUGAGGAUUGUAAGUUUUAUCCAGCAGAUACCAGAGAUGAGUUGCAUAAGUUUAUGUGGUUAUUCAAGGCACAAAGGCUUACUGUACCUCACUGGCGAAGUCAACGGCCAUAUGUUGUGGCUCAGAAGGUUGGGAUGGUGGUGGAUGAUGAAAGCUCAGGAAAUUGCACUCUACUUCUCUCUGGUUACUUGCGUGCUCGCAAACUUUCUGUAAAUCAGCUGGUCCACGUUUCUGGCGUUGGCGAUUUUCAAUUCUCAAAAAUUGAAAUCUUGAAGGAUCCAUUUCCCUUGAAUGAAAGAAAAAAUCAGAAUACCAUGGAGUUGGAUGUUUCACAUGAUGAAGAGGUAUUGAAGUCUCUGGUUCCUGAUCCGAUAAAACAAGAGCCUUUAAUAGUUGAAAACACUCCAGAUCCUUUAGCAGGGGAACAGACAUGGCCAACAGAGGAAGAAAUGGCUGAGGCUGACAAAAAUCAGAAACAGGGGAAGCUAAAGAAGAGGAAUUUGCGGCGAAGGACUUCAGAAUAUCAGGCUGCUUGAAUUGUGGAUGA
This is a messenger RNA of Camelina sativa (false flax), 1200 nucleotides long. Lineage: Eukaryota; Viridiplantae; Streptophyta; Magnoliopsida; Brassicales; Brassicaceae. The record is from RefSeq and is a predicted model, not a curated record.